This is a messenger RNA of Gadus chalcogrammus (walleye pollock), 3670 nucleotides long. Its product is annotated as radixin-like. The coding region runs from base 261 to 1973 and encodes 570 amino acids. Gene Ontology annotation, cellular component: adherens junction; cytoskeleton; apical part of cell. The transcript has 15 exons. Gene Ontology annotation, molecular function: cell adhesion molecule binding; actin binding. Gene Ontology annotation, biological process: positive regulation of early endosome to late endosome transport; positive regulation of protein localization to early endosome; regulation of organelle assembly. Lineage: Eukaryota; Metazoa; Chordata; Actinopteri; Gadiformes; Gadidae. The record is from RefSeq and is a predicted model, not a curated record.
UCUCCACGCCUCUACCGGUAAGACUGUCAGCCAUAUUUCUGAGUCCGGGAGAGAAGAGGUUCCCUGAGCAGACAGAACCGGAGGAGGAGGCUGCACCGGCCCGGAUGUACACGGCACUGACUGUAGAUAGACGAGAUACUCCCGGGACACAGACGGGUCUCCGGGUACAGCGACACUUUGGAGGCGCAGGCCGGCCGAGCGUCACGGAGGACUUCCUCUUCUUCUGGGUUUUAUGAGAGCGGAACGCAGAGAGAAGAGCCAUGCCGAAACCUAUCAACGUGCGUGUCACCACCAUGGACGCAGAGCUGGAGUUUGCCAUCCAGCCGAACACGACAGGAAAACAGCUGUUCGACCAGGUGGUGAAGACAGUAGGCCUUAGGGAGGUUUGGUUCUUCGGUCUCCAAUACACCGACAGCAAGAGUUACAUCACCUGGCUCAAACUCAACAAGAAGGUGACCCAGCAGGACGUCAGGAAGGAGAACCCUCUGCAGUUUAAGUUCAGAGCAAAGUUCUACCCUGAGGACGUGUCUGAGGAGCUCAUCCAGGAGAUUACCCAGAAGCUCUUCUUCCUGCAGGUGAAGGAGUCGAUCCUGAACGAUGAGAACUACUGUCCCCCAGAGACGGCGGUACUGCUGGCGUCCUACUCCGUCCAGACCAAGUAUGGAGACUACAAUAAAGAAACACACACACCUGGAUACCUGGGCUCGGACCGGCUGCUGCCCCAGAGAGUACUGGAGCAACAUAAGCUGACUAAGGAGCAGUGGGAGGACAGAAUACAGACGUGGCACGAAGAACACCGAGGCUUACUCAGAGACGACUCUAUGAUGGAGUACCUGAAGAUCGCCCAGGACCUGGAGAUGUACGGGGUCAACUACUUUGACAUCAAGAACAAGAAGGGGACGGAGCUCUGGCUCGGAGUGGACUCCCUAGGGCUCAACAUCUAUGAGCACAACGACAAGUUGAGUCCCAAGAUUGGCUUCCCUUGGAGUGAGAUCAGGAACAUCUCCUUCAGCGACAAGAAGUUUGUCAUCAAACCCAUUGACAAGAAGGCUCCAGACUUUGUAUUCUACGCGCCGCGUCUGCGCAUCAACAAGCGCGUGCUGGCGCUCUGCAUGGGGAACCACGAGCUGUACAUGCGGCGGAGGAAACCCGACACCAUCGAGGUGCAGCAGAUGAAGGCCCAGGCCCGCGAGGAGAAGCACCACAAGCAGAUGGAGAGAGAUCAGCUGGAGAACGAGAAGAAGAAGCGGGAGCAUGCGGAGAGAGAGAGGGAGAAGAUAGAGAGAGAGAAGGAUGAACUGAUAGAGAGACUGAGACAGAUAGAGGAGCAGACACACAGAGCUCAGAAAGAGCUGGAGCAGCAGACCCUCAAAGCCCUCCAGCUGGACCAGGAGCGGAGGAGGGCCCAGGAGGAGGCCGGGCGGCUCGAGAAGGAGAGGCAUGCGGCCGAGGAGGCCAAGACUGCGCUGACCCAGCAGGCCGCGGACCACAUGAAGAACCAGGAGACCCUGGCUGCUGAGCUGGCAGAGUUUACAGCCAAGAUCGCACUGCUGGAGGAAGCCAAGAGGAAGAAGGACGAGGAGGCGUCAGAGUGGCAACACAAAGCCAUUUCAGCCCAGGAGGACCUGGAGAAGACGAAGGCGGAGCUUCACACUGCGAUGAUGCCCCCGGCACCGGCGGACGAGCUGGACGAGGCCAGCGGGGAGGCCAGCGCUGAGCUGCUCAGCGAGGGAGCGGGCGGCCUGCGCAGCGAGGAGGAGCGCGUCACCGAGGCCCAGAAGAACAGGCGCGUCAAGCAGCAGCUACAGGUUCUGAGUUCGGAGCUGGCCGAGGCCCGAGAUGACACCAAGAAGACCCAGAAUGACGUGCUGCACGCCGAGAACGUGCGAGCCGGGCGGGACAAGUACAAGACCCUGAGACAGAUCCGCCAGGGGAACACCAAGCAACGCAUCGACGAGUUCGAGUCCAUGUGAGACAGCAGGACUUCAGUACAGGAAGAGAGAGACACCGAGAAGGAGAGAGACAGAGAGACAGAGAGAGAGAGAGGAGGGACUGGGUGCUACGACGCAUCGUCACAGAAGAGAGUGAGCGAGCGACACAGAAGAGACAGACACUGCGACUUAUAGAGAGAGCCUUAUUGUCACGCCAAUGCUUUCUCCCCAAUUUUGCCUCCUUUCCCCCAUCUUCUAGGGAAUACAAAGGGGGCAACUGGGCAUGUCCUCCAAUACCCCACUAGUGCCCCCCCCCCCCCCUGAUCCAACGACCACCCCGUCCUAAGAAUACAUCCUGCGACAGGAUUGGCUGCCAGCAGGACCUGCUGGACUUCAGCGUUAAUCUAAUGGCUAACAACUCGCAUGUACAUCUAGACCCAACACGAUGGAUGGAUGUCAGUGUGGAGCUAACGGCUUGCACAAACCACAACAUGGCUGGACUUCAGCUUACUGCUUACAGCUAGCAUGUACAUCUCUAGACCUAAAAGAUGGAUGGACUUCAGCUUACAGCUAACAGCUAGCAUGUACAUCUAGACCCACAAGAUGGACUUCCGUGUCAGGCUAACAGUUAACCGCUUGAAACCUAGCACAAACCCUCAGAUAGAUGGGUGAAGAUAAAGACUGUUUGAUAUCUUGUUUUUAUUUAUUGGGGAAAUAAAGCAGCCAUUUGUAGCUUUUUAAUGUCUCGGGCAAGCUUGUCAUGAAGAGCUCCAAUAUGUGUCCCUAACUUUAAGUUUUCUGUCAACCAAAUUUAAAAUAAUGUCUUUGGGAGAAAAAAGUGACUGAGUCGUUUCAUUCUCAUCUCUUGUUAAGAGUUUUUUGUUCGAUGUUGGUAAAAUAUAAGGACAUUUCUGGUUUCAGCUUUGAAGGGGACAAUCUGCAUUCAAGAAGGGUGCAUUGUCAGCAGGAAUUUAUUUUUUUAGAGUAGAUUACUAGAGAAUCAGAUGAUCCUGUACACCAUCUUGAACACCAUUAUUUAAUAACCAACCCAACCAACCCAGCCUUUACACAAAUUACUACUUAAACGUAUUGAUCCAAAUAGCCUAACUAUCCUUUGUUAGUUUAACAUUAUUUAAAUACUUGUGUACCAAUUUGAUAGACUUCUGAGACCAUUUUGAUAGUUUUCAACUGGUUCAUUAAGUCUAUUGGACAGCAAUUGAUUUACCAAUAUGGGUGUAGGCUUAAGUUAUUAAAAUAAAUCCAGCCAAUCCGCUUGGUUAUCUAAGUUACUCAUGCCAAAUAGAUCUGCGCGACCGACUGCUGUUGCCAAUGAAAACGGCAGUGUGGGAAACUUUAAACUUACUGGUGGUAAAGAAUAUCAUUAUAAUCAUUAGGUUAGUACUGCAUGCAGCACUCAACUAUUGUUCUUCUUAGGCUUUAUUCUGUAUUUCUUUAUUAUUCUCAACAAAUUUUGGGAACCUACUCCUUACACAACUUUUCACCUAGAGACUCCUUUUAAAUGUAAUGUUCAUAUUAUCUUGGAAUCCCGCGCUACCAUUGGAAUCGCGCACUACCAGUUUUUUUAUAUUUUCAACUUUUUAAGAUAUUCAACUUUUUAAAUAUAUUUUUUCACAAUGGAAGUCAAUGGGAGGACGCCCAUUCUCUGAUAUUUCCACUACAUCAAACUUACUACAUAACUUGGUCAAUUUCAACCGUUCACCUUCGAUCAAACAUUUAAC